AUGGAGGAAGAAAGUAACGAAGGUUUCGAUAAAGACCAUGAUGUGAAUGCAAGCGAGAUUGCGGCGGACAUGAAAUCUCCAAAUUCUUAUGUUGAGUCUUUCGAACAGAAGACUACUAAUGGAAUUCAUUUAUCGGCGUUCGAUGUAAAUUCAGCAGAUGAUGUUCGGAAGACAAUGCGAUGUGUAAUGACUGGCGAAGAUAUGUUAUCUUCGAAUAAUAACGAAGCUAGUGAAAAUCGAAGGGAAAAAGCUGGCCCGUCUGUCGCUAAGAGUAGUGAAAAUCCUGUAUCGUUAACGGAUAGAACCCCCAAAGAGUCGAAUUCCCGAAGUUUAAAGAAGAAAUCCAUUCGUGUGCCCAAGACCACACCAAUGAAGUCCAAAAAAGAUAUAAUUAAUAAUAUUUAUGUAGGGAAGCUCUCGAAUCUUGUCUGUUUUAGGCGUGGAGUUAACCUUUGA
Parnassius apollo (apollo) is the source of this 456-nucleotide messenger RNA. NCBI's taxonomy places the organism in Eukaryota, Metazoa, Arthropoda, Insecta, Lepidoptera, Papilionidae. The record is from the annotation of a GenBank genome assembly.